Molecule: messenger RNA, 983 nt
Organism: Impatiens glandulifera
Lineage: Eukaryota; Viridiplantae; Streptophyta; Magnoliopsida; Ericales; Balsaminaceae
Product: U2 small nuclear ribonucleoprotein A'-like
Exons: 8
Coding region: 53-859 (268 amino acids)
Biological process (GO): mRNA splicing, via spliceosome
Molecular function (GO): protein binding; U2 snRNA binding
Source: RefSeq, a predicted model, not a curated record
AACUAGCAGUUUGAGGGGUUUUAGGGUUUUCAGAAUCCACAAGAGGAAAACAAUGGUGAGAUUAACAGCGGAUUUGAUUUGGACAAGCCCUCACUUCUUCAACGCCGUACGCGAACGUGAAUUGGAUCUUCGAGGCAACAAGAUUCCCGUCUUAGAAAACGUCGGUGCGACGGAGGAUCAGUUUGAUACCAUUGAUUUGUCUGACAAUGAAAUUGUUAAGCUCGAAAACUUUCCCUGCAUGAAUCGACUCACUACUUUGUUGAUUAACAAUAACAGGAUUACUCGUAUCAACCCAAAUAUCGGAGAGUUUCUUCCUAAGUUGCAUACUUUGGUACUUACCAGCAAUAGACUAACAAACUUGGUUGAGAUUGAUCCCCUUGCAUCACUUCCCAACCUUCAAUUUCUUACUUUACUCGAUAAUAACAUUACAAAGAAGCCAAACUAUCGUCUCUACGUCAUACACAAGUUGAAAUCGCUACGAGUGCUGGAUUUUAAGAAGGUCAAACUAAAGGAACGAAUUCAGGCACAAAACCUGUUUGCAUCAAAAGAAGCCGAAGAGGAGGCUAAAAAGGAAUCUGUGAAGACAUUUGUGCCCAAGGAAGCGGCAGUUGUUAGUAAAGAAGUGCAGCAAACACCUAAAAAAGUAGCACCCACACCAGAGCAAAUCAUAGCUAUCAAGGCUGCUAUUGUGAAUUCCCAGACUCUUGAGGAAGUAGCAAGGCUUGAAGAGGCAUUGAGGUCUGGACAACUUCCUUCGGAUUUAAUCAUAAAUGAUGACGCAACAACUGAAAAUGAAAUGUCGACCGACGAUGGAGAGACUCGGAAGAAUGAUGAAUCCGCAAACAUGGAUCAGGACUAGUGCUUUGAAAUUGGUUUUACCAUAUGCUAGUAGUAGUGAUAAGAACUCCUUUAUUGGCCUUGUAAGUGGUUGAAUGAAUGAUCUUCAACUAGAUUUUCAAAUGAAACAUGUAUGAAUUGUGAGA